This is a messenger RNA of Diorhabda sublineata, 1579 nucleotides long. RefSeq names its product rhomboid-related protein 2-like. The transcript is spliced from 5 exons. The coding region runs from base 401 to 1456 and encodes 351 amino acids. NCBI's taxonomy places the organism in Eukaryota, Metazoa, Arthropoda, Insecta, Coleoptera, Chrysomelidae. The record is from RefSeq and is a predicted model, not a curated record. Gene Ontology annotation, cellular component: membrane. Gene Ontology annotation, molecular function: calcium ion binding; serine-type endopeptidase activity.
ACUUCUACUGAUAUAUUAGGUUAAUAAAAGUAACGAAAAAUAUGUAUUGAUCAGAAAUAGUCCUGUCAUUUAAUAUAAUAUAAUAAAACAAUUGUUUUUUUUAUGAACGGUUUUAUUUAGUAAAUUUCAAGUACAGUUACAUGUAUGAAUAUAAUCAUUGGUGUUGCUAAGACUGUAACCUUGUAGAUUUCGCGGAAACAUAAUAAGAAAUGCGGUUGUUUCGUAGAUGCAAGUUUCACGUUUAUCGUGAUGGCAAACGAAGACAAAACCCACGUUUUUUCCACAAAUAAAAUAAUCUAGUUUAUAUCUUAUCUUUUUUGAAAAUUUAUCACUAUUUGUAAAUGUAAAGUUUUGUAUAUAUAUAUAUCAUCUAAGAUACAAAUGAUUAGGAUACGUAACAAUGUACAAUAAAAAUAAUGAUGAAAACCAAGAACAGUACAAUGGAGACAAAUAUUAUCAAAGCGUUUUUAACAAAUUUGAUAAAAAUAAAUCUGGUGGCAUUGAACAAUUUGAAAUGCGACAUAUUCUAAAAAGCGAAGAUGAUGUACCCGAAGAAGUUUCAAAAAUAAUAUUCGAUAAUGCCGAUACAAAUGAAGAUGGUGUUUUGGAUCCCAACGAAUUUAAUUGUAUGAUAAAAGACAAAAAAAACAAAUCGAUAUUUACCAGAUAUGUUAAUAUAUACAUUCGAUAUGUUUUACCAAGAAAAAAACGGAUUCAUAUAAAUGAGGAUUGUAUAGAUGGCGUUUAUGAAGAACAUUAUACAUGGUGGCCGCCGCCGUUGAUUUUAAUUAUAAUAUCUGCUAUAGAAUUAACUUUAUUUAUUGUGGAUGAAACUUCUUCUCGUUUAGGACCCACGGCUACAUUACUCAUUUACGAUCCUUUCAGAAGAGAAGAAGCCUGGAGAUUUUUUACUUAUAUGCUGGUACAUAUAGGGUUUACGCAUAUUACAAUCAACAUAAUAGUCCAACUUUUUUUGGGUUUUCCUUUGGAAAUGGUGCAUAAAUGGAGAGUAAUGAUUGUAUAUUUUUCUGGGGUAGUAGCUGGUUCUCUCGGUACGUCCAUAAUGGAUCCUGGUACGUACUUAGCAGGAGCUAGCGGUGGGGUUUAUGCUUUACUCACUGGACACAUAGGAACCAUAUUUAUGAAUUGGAAUGAAAUGUGUUUUCCCGUUCUACAAGUGGGAUUGUAUAUUCUAAUAAUAAUGUUCGAUGUUGGUGAUUCCGUUUAUAAUAGAUACGUUCAAAAAACCGGGGAAAAUAUAGGUUAUGUUGCUCACUUUUGUGGCGCCAUCGCCGGGCUCCUAGUUGGAAUUUGGAAUUUAAAAAAUUUUGUGCCGUCCAAAAAAGAAACUUACAUAUGGUGGGCGGCACUUACUAUUUAUAUUAUUUUCAUGGGUAUUAUGGUGCUGCUCAACGUAUUUUGGAAGGACCACUUUAUUUAUACCAACGUGAUUUAAUUUUUUUUUCAGACUAAUUCAAUGUAUUCAAAAUUAUUUUAUUUUUUAUUAUCCAAACUUAUUGUUUCAAUACAUUUAUACGAAAAGAAUAAAAAAUUGUUUUACUCGAAUAAAAAUCCUCAA